Plasmodium relictum is the source of this 3504-nucleotide messenger RNA. RefSeq names its product conserved Plasmodium protein, unknown function. The transcript has a single exon. Gene Ontology annotation, molecular function: protein binding. The record is from RefSeq and is a predicted model, not a curated record. Lineage: Eukaryota; Apicomplexa; Aconoidasida; Haemosporida; Plasmodiidae. The coding region runs from base 1 to 3504 and encodes 1167 amino acids.
AUGGAAGAGGAUAAUGAUUUUGAGGUGGAAAAUAUAUCAAACAUAGAUGAAUUAGGCAUACUAAAAAUUUCUGAAAAUUUGAAUAAAAAUGAAUAUAAUGAAUUGACUGAUACAAAGAGUUAUAUUAAUGAUAACUCGAAAAGAAAUAUAAAUGAUAAAAAUAAUAAUAUAACAAAAUAUAAAAAUAGUAAUGACUAUGAUGAAUCAGAAGAUAAUGUAGAUAAUUGUUCAAGUUCAUAUGUUAAAAAGAGUAAGACAAAUUCAAAAAAUGUUAAUAAUUUAAAAUAUAUUAAUAAUAAUUCAAAUAUAGAUUCAAAUGUUAAUGAAAAUAAAAGUACUAAAUUAAAUAAUGAUAUAAAUUUAAACAGUGUUAAUAAAAAUAAAGCUAAUUACGAAAAAUGUAUUAACGAUAUAGUAAAUAAUAAUAAAAAUAAGGUUAAUACUAACAUUUACAAUAACAAAAGCGAUAACAAUAUUAUUUGCAAUAAUAGCCUUGAUGGUAAUACAAAUAAUAAUAAUAACAAUAAUAAUAGUAUUUACUCUAAUGAUAGUAAUAAUAAUAUAAAUGAUAGUGAUAUAAAUAUUAAUAAUAAUUUUGAUAAAAAUAUCAACGAAAAUAACAAAAAUGUUAAUUAUACAAAUAACGGAAAUGAUCAUAUUAAUGAUAAGAAUUUAAAUAAUAUUAAUAAUAAUUCUAAUAGAGAUACUAAUGAAAAUAACGAAACUUCUAACAGCAUAUAUAACAAUAUUGAUAAUGUUAAUAAUAGUAAUAAUAAUAUCAAUGAUAGUAAAAUAAGUAAAAAUAGUAACAAUAUAUAUAAUAAUAAUAAGAAUAGUAAUAUAAAUGAUAAUAAUAAUAAUAAUAGCAAUAUAAUUGAUAACAAUAUAAAUAUUAAAAAUAAUAAAAUUAAUAAUAAUGAAAUUAUUAACAAUAUAAAUAAUGGUAGUGAUAAUAUGAAUGAUAAUGAUAUACAUAAUAAUAAUAAUAACAUCAACGAUGAUAACAAUAACAUUGAUAAUAAUCCAAAAGAUGAUAAAAGUAAUAGUAAUAUUAAUGUUGGCAAUAAUGAAAACGAUAAUGAAAGUAAUAUUAAUGAUUUUAAUAAUAGUGAUAAUAAUAAUAAUAAUAAUGAAAAUAAUAAAUUAAAUGAUUAUAGCCUGAAUAAAAAAGAUGAAUCAAAUUAUAUAGAAAACAGUAGUUUUAAAUCAUAUAGUGCAAAAGAUUUAAAUUCAGUAGAAAUAAAAACUAAAAAAGAUAAAACAUCUUUAAGUAAUUUUUCAAGUUCUAUAUCUAGAUCAGAUAGUACGAAUAGCAAUUUAAUAAAAAUAAGUCAGAAAAAUGAAGAAUGGGAACAAAAAAAGAAAUGGAAUUUUUCAUUUUUAUUUAAAAAUAUAAAAUCAAUAGUUGUAAAAAAUUAUAUUUUUGUAGCUAAAAAAUGUGGAAUGCCUAAUCAGCCAAAUAAACCAGGUCCCGUUUUAGCUAUAAGUAUAGAAAAAGGAAAUAAAAAUGAAUUAAAUAAUAUAAUAGUUCAAACACCUUGUGCAUAUGAAAAAUAUUCAUUAAAAGGAAAGUUGAUUCAGCAUAAAAGCUUAUAUCCUUGUACAAUUACUUGCAUGAUAAAUGGUAGUAUAGGUGGGAUAGGGAAAGUGGUUAUCUUAGGAACACAAAAUGGCUAUGUAUUAAUUUAUAAAAUUGACAAAUUUGAAUGUAUAUUAAAAUUAAAUACAAAAGAAUGCUUAAAAAGAUAUUUUAGUAAUUCUCCAAAUAAUAUGAAAACUAUGAAUUAUAUUGGCAUAAAAGACAAAUUAAUGAAUUAUUAUAAUAAUGAAGAAAAUAAUAAUAUGAUGAAUUUUUCAAAAUUAAGUGAUUCUGAUAAUGAUUUAUCAUAUCAAAUUUCAGGUAUCUCAGUUAAAUCAACUUUUGCUAAUUUUAUACAUUGGAUAAUCGCAGGUAAUAUGAGAGGCUACAUUUUUGUAUGGGAAGUUCCAAGUGGAAACAUAAUAAAAAUCCUUAUCCAUCCACUUUAUUUUUUUAACAAUUUAAAAAAAAAAAAUAAAAAUAAGUCAAGCAAUGAUUACUCUUCCAGUUCUAGUGAAAAUUUCAGUUACAAAAAAAAAAAAAUUCGAAAAAGAAAUAUAAAAACAAAGAAGAAUAAUAAUCAAAAACAUUUAAAUAAAAAUGUGCAAAACGAUAAAAUAAAAACACAACGAACGAAACAAAAUGAUAAACACUUGAAAAAAUUAUAUGUUAACAGUAAAGAGAAAAAAGAAAAUAGUUAUUCAAAAAAAAAAAUGAAUUCUUCAAGUGAUACUAGUUACCAUAGCAAUACUGUAUCAAAAAAUAAUUCUAAAUUCUACAAGAAAUUCAAAGAAAAAAAUAGUAAGAUAAUUUGUGAAGGAAAUGAAAAAGGAAAUUUCCAAAAAGUUUCUCCAAAAAAAGUAGAAAGAAUAAAAACAAAAGAAAAAAAUGAAAAAAGUAUGGUAAUUGAUAAUUAUCAGGAUAAACAAAAUGAUAGAGAAAAAUGCGAAAACAAUUUGAAUUAUGAAGAUGAGAAAGAAAAUGAAAAAGAGGAUGAAAAAGAAUCAAAAGAAAAAAAUAGUGAUGAAAAUGAGAGUGAUGAAGAAAAUGAUAGUAAUAAAGAAAAUGAUAGUGAUGAAGAAUAUGACAGUGAUGAAGAAUAUGACAGUGAUGAAGAAUAUGACAGUGAUGAAGAAUAUGACAGUGAUGAAGAAAAUGAUAGUGAUGAUGAAAUUGAUAGUGAAUAUGAUGAAAAUGAUAUAGAAAAUGAUCAUGAUGAUAAUGAAUAUCGUAGAAGAGAUAAUUCUAGUAGUAAUUAUUUAAGCUAUUGUGAUAACCUAAACUCCAUUGAUAGAAAUAAUAAAAGAAUAAAAUCAAAAAAAAAAAAUCCCUGCCAUGAGAAAAAUAUUUCAAAUAAAUGUUACGUAUCAGCUAUACUAGCUGUCACACAUAAAUAUGAAUUAUGGGUAGCAUUUGGUAAUGGCUAUAUAGCUGUUUAUGAUUUGUAUGAUUUUCAGUUACUUCUUUAUACAUGUAUUUCAAAAAGUCCAAUAAUGGAUCUAAAAUAUUCAAAAAUAUUAGAAGAUGUUUUGCUAUUAAUCGGUAAUAACUAUUUAUCUGUAUGGGAUACCAAAACUUUAAGGCAAACUAAAAAAAUACCGACUAAUCAAAUUACUAAAAACUCUUCAUUAUCUACUAUUUAUUUAUUAGAACCACCUAAUUCGUGGAAAUAUAAAAAGGUAGUUCUUAUUGCUGGGUGUAAUAAUGGAUCGUUGUGUGUAACUAACAUAACAAAAAAAAUGGAUGGUGAUUUAAUUUUUUCAUAUGUUAAAACUUAUGAUAAAUAUUUUGAACCUUUUGUACCAAUCAGUUAUAUAUAUAUUGAGCCUAGUAUUAAUGCUGCUUUUGUUGGAGAUGCUAGUGGUGUUGUUUUUACUUUACCAAAAAUCCUAAAUACUUUAAAGCAUGAUGAUAAUUCUAAAUAA